AUGAAUAAGCAGGAAAUUCCCUUUCUUUCCGCUACCGAACUGGCUGGCCUGAUCAGGUCACGCGAGGUCUCACCGGUGGAGGCCACCGAGGCUUACCUGGAAAGAAUCGCCCAGGUAGAUGGCAAGCUCAACUCCUAUAUCACAGUAUGCAGUGACGAAGCCCUGGCCGCAGCCCGUCAGGCCGAGCAGGAAAUAGGGUCUGGCAACUACUGCGGCCCCAUGCACGGAAUCCCGGUGGCGGUCAAAGACCAGCUCAACAGCCAGGGCAUACGCACCACCGGAGGCUCUUCCAUCCUGGCAGAUAACGUACCCGACGAAGAUGCCACGGCCAUUGCCAGGCUCAAGGAAGCCGGAUCUGUCUUACUGGGCAAACUAAAUAUGAGUGAAUUCGCCAGUGGCGAUGCCUUCCACCAUCCGUACGGCCGCCCCCGGAAUCCUUGGGACCUGGACCGAAACCCCGGCACAUCAAGCAGCGGGUCCGGGGCCGCCACUGCCGCUUUCCUGUGCGCCACCUCCCUCGGUGAAGAUACUGGAGGCUCCAUCCGGGGCCCGGCCACGUUCUGCGGACUUGUCGGGAUUCGGCCAACCUGGGGACGCGUCAGCCGCUAUGGGAUGCAGGCGGCGGCUUGGUCAAUGGACACCGCAGGACCAAUCUCCCGCACCGUUUCCGAUUGCGCCAUGACCCUGGAAGCCAUUGCCGGCCACGACCCGAAGGACCCAUAUACGUGGGACACGCCUGUGCCUAAUUACCAGGCCAACUUGUCAGACGACAUCAGGGGUCUGAAGGUAGGCGUGGUAAAAGAACGGGUAUACACCGACGUGGUUGAUUCCGAAGUAGGGGAGUCGGUCAUUCGGGCCAUAGCCCGCCUUGGUGAACUGGGCGCGGACAUAGAGGAAGUCUCCCUUCCAAUGAUGGUCCACUCCGCCGCCGUUUCCAGCUUGAUCAUAAUGGUAGACGCCGCCUCUUUGCACAGGGAAGGCCUCGCCACUCACCUGGACCAGUACGAUUACAACAACCGGAUUAGGCUGCUGGCUGGCAGCAUCGUCCCGGCCCAGGCGUACCAGCGGGCUCUCAAAGCCCGCCAGGCCCUGCGCCAGGAAAUCUUGGAUGCCCUUAACCAGGUGGAUGUGCUGGUCAUGCCUACCUCGUCCAUUCCCGCCUCCCUGAUACCUGACAGGGCUGGCAUCAACAGCAAGCAGGAAGUCCUGGACGGUUACGCCGGCCGCCGCAGCUUCACUUCACCCUUCAACCUCGCCAGCGUGCCAGCGCUAUCAGUGCCCUGCGGGUUCACGGGAAGCAACCUGCCCAUAGGCCUGCAAAUAGCCGGCCGCCCCUUCGACGAGCAAACGGUGUUCAACACGGCCUACGCCUACGAACAAUCCAACGACUGGUACAAGAUGCACCCGGACAUUUAG
Geodia barretti is the source of this 1416-nucleotide messenger RNA. The record is from the annotation of a GenBank genome assembly. NCBI's taxonomy places the organism in Eukaryota, Metazoa, Porifera, Demospongiae, Tetractinellida, Geodiidae.